Molecule: messenger RNA, 2181 nt
Organism: Auanema sp. JU1783
Lineage: Eukaryota; Metazoa; Nematoda; Chromadorea; Rhabditida; Rhabditidae
Source: the annotation of a GenBank genome assembly
AUGAAACGCGGAUCUGAACGUGACGAGAACGAAACUCUUGGGAUCAACGGCAUCGAGAAGCGCUCUCCAUCUCCUAAGAGGCGUACUGCCGUUGAAGAUAUAGGAGUGACGCGAGUCGAGAAAAUGAUUGCUGUUGAUCCACCCAAGCUUAAAAAUACACAAAAAAUAGCAAUCCUCGAUUUUGGUGCUCAAUAUGGAAAGGUGAUUGAUCGGCGUGUUAGAGAGGCCAAGGUGUGCUCUGAAAUGUUUCCAUUGCAUAAAAAAGCAAAAGACUUGGUAGAGGAGAAGUUUGCUGGUAUCAUAAUAUCCGGUGGUCCUAACUCAGUUUAUGACCCUCAUGCUCCUCAAGUCGAUCCUGAAAUAUUUACAUGUGGUCUCCCUGUUUUAGGAAUAUGUUACGGGUUCCAACUUCUCAAUAAGAAUCAUCAAGGGUCAGUAGUAGCCGAAAAAAUUCGGGAAGAUGGUCAAUGUACAAUUGACUUGGAUACAUCAUGUCCUCUGUUCGUCGGUAUGAAUGCUAAAGAAGAAGUUCUUUUGACUCAUGGAGAUUCUGUCUCUGAAUCUUCUGUCGCACCUGGUUUCAAAGUUGUUGGUAGAAGUGGAUCUCAUGUUGCAGCAAUUGCUAACGACGAGAAAAAGCUCUAUGGAGUUCAGUUUCACCCUGAAGUUGAUCUAACAACGAACGGGAAAAUGAUUUUUGAGAAUUUUCUUUAUCGCAUCGCUAAUUGUCGUGGCGAUUUUACAAUGGAAAAUCGUGAAGAUGUCUGCAUCGCAGAGAUAAGAAAAGUUGUGGGUGAUAAAAAAGUUCUGGUUAUGGUAUCUGGAGGAGUUGACUCAACAGUUUGCGCUGCACUUCUUCAUAAAGCACUUGGAAACGAAAGAGUGACGGCUAUCCAUAUUGAUAAUGGCUUCAUGAGAGAGAAUGAGAGUGAGGCUGUUAUAGCUAGCUUAAACGCUUUGAAGCUGAGUGUACACGGAUUCAACUGUGAAAUUGAGUUCAUGCAAGGAACUAUUAAUGGAACUAAAGAGGAAGUGAAACUGGAGAGCACUCUCGAACCUGAGGAGAAACGUCAGAUCAUAGGCAAUACUUUUAUUAGGGUUAAAGAUAGAAUCAUGGAUGAGCUUCAACUCGAUCAAGAUGAAUAUUUUUUGGCACAAGGUACUUUAAGGCCUGACUUGAUUGAGAGCGCAAGUUCUCUGGCAAGUGGCCAUGCAGAUACAAUUAAAACUCAUCACAAUGAUACUGAAUUAGUUCGAAAACUUCGGGAUAUGGGUAGAGUCAUCGAACCACUUAAAGAUUUCCACAAAGAUGAAGUCCGAGAACUAGGAGCUAGCUUGGGACUGCCGGAAGAGAUUGUUCAAAGACAACCGUUCCCCGGACCAGGACUUUGUAUUCGUAUUCUAUGUGGAGUGAAGCCGUAUAAAUGUUCCGAUUUUGAAAUAACUCACUCUAGACUGAAUAUUAUUUCUAAUUUACACAAAGUACCUGAUCUUCUGGAGGAUCAGCAUUACCGUGCCUCGGUUAUUGAGUCUAUGGACGGUUGGAACUUAGAAAAUCUUUUAAACAAGAACUUCGAUAUAAAUUCCACAUUGCUCCCGAUCAAAAGUGUAGGAGUACAGGGAGAUAGUAGAUCCUACUCCUAUGUGGUCGCUCUUUCCACUGAUCAGAGACCCAUUCCUUGGGAUCAUAUGGCUACUCUUGCUCAAGUAAUUCCUAAAAUCGUUCAUAAUAUCAACAGAGUUGUGUAUGCAUUCGGGGCCGCAGUGAAACAUCCUAUCUACUCCAUAACCCCUACCUACUUAAGUUCUUUCACAGUUCGUAAACUUCAAAAAGCUGAUAAAAUCGCUACCGACAUUCUGUUUGGUCAUGCUGUAAUUGAUGGCAAGCAGGUUAAAUUAGAAGAUUGUAGCAAAAAGAUACAACAGAUGCCUGUAGUUAUGGUUCCAAUUCACUUUGAUAGAGACCCAGCUGUUGAGCCGAAUUCUUAUCAGCAUUCUUUCGUAGUCAGACCGUUCAUUACCUCUGACUUCAUGACUGGAAUAGCUGCCAUCCCCGGAAAACAAUUGUCUCAGAAGUCCGUACUGAUGAUGGCAGAAGAGAUAUCAGCUAGAGUCAUGGGAACUUCUCGUAUUAUGAUUGACUUGACAAGCAAGCCACCAGGAACAACUGAGUGGGAAUAA